GGGACGGCUCACGCGCUAUUGCACGCCUGUGUGUGACGUCGCAAAGCUGGAUUUCCCGCCCCCCUUUUCUGCCUGACGGCUCGUGCCUGCACACCGCCUGUCACACAUUUCGCUGCGAGUUGAGGCGAGCUCUGCGUCCGUGGUCACAAUGCACUUGUGUAGGACAGCCUGGCAAAAGCUGGCUCCUCUGGCCAGCGGUAGGGGCAUCAUCUCUCUAUUCCGAAACGGUCCAGUCCGUCAGAUGUCCUCCACCAGUGUUCCUGGUUCUUCUGGAAGCGCUCUGCCUUACUACCUGCUUACUGGUGUUGCUGUAACUGGUGGUGGCAUUUAUGUAUACCGAACUCUUGCCAGAGACAGAGCUCGUUUCCAGGAUCGCCAUUCAUACAUUGAUAGCCGGCAAAAGGCAGACCUUGUUCCGAGAUCUCAGGUUUUGAAUUUAUUGGUGCCAGAGCCGCCUGAAUGUUUUUCACAAUCUUUAAAAGGUCUUCCCGUUGAAAUCUCCGUUGUAUCUGAAACCGUUGAAGAAAAGGUGGAGUCUGUUACAGUGGAAGUGGUGGCUACAGAAGUUGUUGUGGAUCAGCAGACAGGAGAUCAACCUGUGGUUGGAGAGGGUGCGUCGCUUCCUACAGAACAAGAAUUGCGUACAGGCUCUGAGGCCGCCCCAGCUCCAGAAGAGAGCACAGAAUCCAUCGAGGCUGUCACUGAUGCAUCACCUGCCCCAGUGCUAGAAGCACAGACUGACAAUAUCCAGGAGGAACUAGCUUCAGCAGCAGAAGAUGACUGGUCCGAGCUCUCUGCAAGGAAGCCAGAGGAAGUUCUUGAGGAGACUUCUCUAGCCAAAGAAGAGAUUGAUGAAAAUGUAGAAUCUAAAGAAGCCGCAGCAUCGUCGUAGAGAGGGAAAGUCGUUUUUGCUCUGAUGCCCAAAUCAUACACCAAAGCAGUUCCUGACAACAAGCACCAACCCAAACCAUAAAUGGACCCAGCUUGUUUCCCCAAACCCUUGAUACAGUGCUCGCUUAGUUACUAGAACCAUUCGUAUAUGCAGUUUAGCUGUUAUGGUAACUGGUCCUGGGAAGGGUUAACGAGUCACAGGUACUAUAUAGUUAACUCCAUCACUGCUGAAAAUGUCUGCCAAAAUACUGUUUACAAAUGCCUAUGAGCAGGUCAUUUCCAUGUUAUCUUUUGAAGCUACAAUAUUUUAGUAUAUUUGAUUAACAUACACUGAUAUUGUUAAUUUUCAUAGAGCCUCUCUGUGGUUGAGAGAGAUUCUAGAAGUCAUUGUUAGAAAGAUCUGUGCAAACACUAAACUGAGUACCGUGUUGUAAGACCCUAACAGUGCAAGUAAUUCAUCUCCAGUGCACAAGAUUCAUGCUCACUGCAGUGUUACUAUGAAACAUUCCUACAUUAUGCGCUACCAUUAUACCUGAUAACUGGCUUAUGCAUUUUUCAACAGUCAUGGAGUUAGGAAGCCAAGAUAGAUAAGAGAUAUGCUGCUAGACAAUCAAUGGAUAGACUGUGAUUUUUUAAUGUGAAUAAAACAACCAUAAUUAUUUUAUUAUAUGCGUCGUUGCAUAAAGUGCAAUAAACCACUGGUCUCUUAAAAUCUUUUCAUCUGUUAUUUCAAAGAUUUGUGUGAAAUUUUUAUUGCGUAGGAUGAUGAUGUAUAAUAUAUUUUGUUUCACGGACC
Molecule: messenger RNA, 1687 nt
Organism: Spea bombifrons (plains spadefoot toad)
Lineage: Eukaryota; Metazoa; Chordata; Amphibia; Anura; Pelobatidae
Gene: MGARP
Product: mitochondria localized glutamic acid rich protein
Exons: 7
Coding region: 149-892 (247 amino acids)
Biological process (GO): anterograde axonal transport
Cellular component (GO): mitochondrion; mitochondrial outer membrane
Source: RefSeq, a predicted model, not a curated record